AUGGUGAUGGAGCUAGGAUUUCGCGAGCGCGUCUCUCUAGCUGGGAUAGUCGUUCUCCUCUGCGUCUGGUAUUCCUACAAACGCCCGUUAUCAAAACAAGAGAGUGAACAAACAACAUCGGUGAAAAACGUCUCCCCAAAAGAAGAUGAGUUUGAAAACCGCCCUCCGAUCGACGUAUUGUACCCUAGUCCCAAUUCUCAGGACGCAGAGGAAGCGGAAGUAGACAUUGUUGCUGUGCACGGCCUAGGCUCCCAGGCAGAUUGGUCAUGGACCUGGAAGGACGAAACCCAAGCCAAUGGUAAGCCACGGCUGGUGAAUUGGUUAAAGGACAAGAACAUGUUGCCUAGCGUGGUGCGCAAAACAAGGAUACUGUCGUACAACUAUGAGUCGAGAUGGCACAAAAAUGCCUCCAAGACACGAUUGCAAAUCUGCGGCGAGGAACUGGUGAAUGCAGUCCACGAUUUUCGCAAAGGCAUCAGCGAUCGGCCCCUCAUCUUCAUCGGACAUAGUCUGGGCGGAAAUGUGAUUCAGCAUGGUCUGAUGUACUCGGAUUCUGAGCCGAAGUUUCAGUAUUUGGUCGAGGUCACAGUUGGCCUAAUCUUCCUGGGCUGUCCGUUCAAAGGAUCCAAGAUCCAGGAAAUGGCGUCUGUGGUGACCAGCUUUUUGCAGGUCGCUGGAUCUGACAGCGGCAUCAUAAGAGAUCUCCGGUAUGGAGACCCUGUCUUGUUGGACAAGAUAGAUGUGUUCCAGCGGCUUCUGGAGAGGAACACCAUUCCAUUCUGUGCUUUCAUUGAACGCAAAGAGACGGACUACGGGAAGAAGAUAGGACUCACCGGUAUUUGGAAGGAACUGGUUGUGGACGAAGAGUCCGCCGGGGCCUUGGGGCCACACAAAUUCCACCUCAAUACGGAUCAUUUCAAAAUCAACAAGUUCUCUGGACCACUUGAUCGAUCUUUUCUCACGGUCUCUUCUCAGAUCAAUGAGAUGUUUACCAAUUGGAAACCACUAGUUGAAAGUCGAAAGGCUGGGUCAAACCGCCCCGGAGCUCAGAGAAAGUUGAUGGAGACCAAGGAGCGGCACGAGAAGAUCGUGCAAUUCCUGGCAAAGUUCGACUUCUCCGCGCGAUACCGCGACGUGUUCUCUGCUAGACACAAAAUGACAGGCCAGUGGUUCGUGGAAGCUGAGACUUUCAAGACCUGGGUGGACAGAAUCGGGCAGCGCCUUUGGUGUCCCGGUAUUCCCGGCGCAGGGAAAACAGUCCUGCUCGCGGUUGCAAUAAACCAUCUACAGGAAAGGUUUUUCAAGCCAGAUGAAGUUGUUCUUUUCGCGUUUUGUGAUUACAAAGACCAACAAAACCAAAGUGCGGAAAACAUCCUGCUUUCGCUCUGGAGGCAGCUGAUGCAGAAGCGCGUGCUCGGUGAGCUCGAGUGUGAGUAUCUUGAAACGACAUACUUGAAGAGAGGAGUUUUUCCCACGACCGACGCCCUGGUAAAACUGCUCUCCGAUGAAAUUAGCAAAUACUCACGCGUCUUUAUCCUCCUGGACGCUCUCGAUGAGCUUCGUACCGAAAACCGUGAUUCGCUACAAUAUCUUCUGCGACAACUACCAGCAAAGAUUAAUUUGUUGAUGACAUCGCGUGUACCCAAAGAGACCACCUUGGAGUUCCGGGAUGUCCCCCAGCUCGAGAUUCGCGCGAGAGAUAGGGAUAUUACGGACUAUAUCAAUGGCCGCCUGGAUUCUGUCUCAAAACUGCGCUCCAAGGUGGAACAUAACCACAAGCUGAAAGAGGAGAUCAGGAGCACUAUUACGAAGAAAGCCGACGGAAUGUUUCUGCUUGUCAAGCUCCAUCUGAAUUCAUUGGCAUCCAAACAUACAGUCAAGGAGAUGAGAACUGAUUUGAGGAAUCUGCCGGAAGGAGAGAAUGCCAUAUCAGACACCUAUGAAGGUGCUUUUUCUCGCAUUCGCGAUCAAACCCGCGAAGAUCGCGAGCUUGGAGAGAAGAUCAUCAUGUGGAUCUCCCAUGCGCAACGGCCGUUGACGAUGAAAGAUUUGCAAUCAAUCUUAACCUUGCAAGAAGAAGAUACGGAUUUAGACUUCGAUGACUUGAUCCCAGAGGAGUUUCUCGUCUCUACCUGCGCCGGUCUGGUCACUGUUGAAAAUCUCUCCGGGAGAAUUCAAUUCGUACACUCUACCGCACAGGAAUUUGUGGAUUCCACCAAAUCAACAAGGUACCCCGACGCGGACCUGAAAAUCGCACAUUCGUGCCUUCACUAUCUAUCGUUGUCAAUGUUUUGCAGAGAGACAAAGGAAAUCCAUACCACAUCCUUCACGAAGACUGUGUCUCGCUACCCAUUUCUCGAGUAUGCGGCACUGUUCUGGGGGAUCCACGCGGGACAUGCGGAGAGCGUGACGGCCAAGUCUUUGAUCGAGAAAUCAGUCAGAAAUUUGUUCAACCUCAGGCUGCAAUCUGCGUUUGCCAUCCGGACCCUGCUGUGCGGCGUGGCGGGGAUUGAUGGCGCUGAGAUGGGAGACAAUCUGGCACGGAAUGACCGAUCUGUCAAACUCAUCAAUAUCAUGGCCUACUUUGGAUUGGACUUUAUCGUCUCUGAGUUGAUUUCUAACCGACCAGAAACCAUAGUGGAAUCAUUCGACCACUUCGUCGGCAAUGUCCUACAUUGGGCAGCUCUUGGCCAACACGACACUACUUUGAGACUCUUGCUAUGCCAUACCUCCGCUGGUGAUGUGUUAAAUCAAAAGGGAUACAGCGAGUUUACCCCGCUUCAUCUGGCUCUGGUUUACAGACGAGAUCUUUCCGCCGAGAUCAUCCUUGACUAUGGGCCUGAUGUUCAGGUGAAAGCCCAUUUCGAACAUACGCCUUUGCUAGUGGCGUCUCUCACUGGAAACAGUGGUAUCAUCCCCAAGCUUCUCUCAGCUGAUACAGAGAAGAAAACAUUGCUGAUGCAAGGACAUGGAUCAACGACUCCCUUCCGCGCGGCUGCCAUGUGGGGGCAUAAGGACGUGAUGGUCGAAUUACUACGAGCCUUGGAGGGAUGUGAAAUCAGCGAAGAAUUAUAUGAGCUGAGAGAUGACCUUUGGAGAAACCCAAUGCACCAAGCAGCUGAAGGUGGCCACCUAAGCGUUUGUGAAGUGUUGCUCCGGUCCAAGCAUGGUGUGCAGCUUGCGACAAGUGAGGAUGAGUGGUCAAUGAUACCAAUGGACCUGGCCAUCUUGCAUGGUCACGUUGAGUUGGCUGAGCUUUUCCUGAACUGGGAUAACCGAAGCUUGCUAGCCAAUGAUCCUGGCUCCGUUGCGGGAGCACUCACCUUGGCCGCUCAUUUUGGACAGCCUAUGGUCGCAGAUAUGCUACUGGCUCGGCACCCGGAGGCUUGUGCGUCGGACUUCCGCAAUUUCACACCUCUUCAUCACGCGGCCUACAGUGGCUCAGUUGAAACUGUGAAGGUGAUCAUGGGAUUUCCCGCCGGUAUCUCAACAUUAGAAGCCAGAGAUAAGUCUGGGAACACACCUCUUGUGGGAGCUGCUGCCCGGGGACAGGCGGAGACCGUGGAAUAUCUUCUCCAAAUGGGCGCUGACAUCAAUGCCAAAGAUGAAAACGAAAUGACUGCAUUACAUGUUUCCUGUCAAAGAAAUCUUGACCAAGUGGUGAAGACGCUUCUUCUUCGGAGUGAUUCUGAUAUUGACUUGGAUGCCAAAACAUCAGAAGGAAAGACAGCACUUGCCCUCGCGAUUGAAUCUCAGGUCCCAGAGGCAGUCAAGCUGCUCCUCAAGAAGGGAGCAAAGAUUCCCGACGGAGUAGACCUGCCUGAAAGUAUUGGAAAGUUGGAACAGUACUACCCGGAGACACCAGUCGACCAACUCAAAGCAUACUUCUAUCUCAAGCAAGCCUCGAGACAAAAGCUUUCUCAGCCUUUGAUCUCUAACAUUUUGGAUCUUGCAGAAUACUGGAUAGUCAACAAAACCGAGCGCUACGAGUCAAAACUAGCUACUAAUCUUGACGGUGACACAUUGGUCUACUUGCGAAGUCCUCCAGUCCAAGGGAAUCUCCACCACCCCGUCAGACGGAUUGAAUAUGAAGUCAUCAGUCACGACCAGGGAUUCAGUGGCGAUUACCACGUGCACGGAACAUAUGAAUGUUCUCACACUUGGUUUGAUGCGAGUCGUGAGUGCAGUCCCGGUCCCUUCCACGGCUCGGCUAGCCGGCUGUUGGGGCCGAUGAUGUUGCGAAACGUCCACGCCAGGAGUGAUUGGCACACGCAUCGUAUAACAUGGUGUUGCAUUCGCGGUGCAAGAACCGUCCAUGUGCGCACGGAUGACGAAACGAAGGAAGAGAUUGAAGAGGCUGUGACGACUGUUCAGCCCGACCAUCGAAACCCGAGGCCCGAGCCGGUCAAAUGGAUCACGGAAAUCAAUCCAGGCGAGCGACUUCUGAUGACGGCCAUGGCCCAAUUCCCAGGAUGGGCUAAUUAUGUACAACGCGCCAAGAUUGUUGUUUAUACCAGUUGUCUUAAAUCCAGUGGUCUUUAUUAA
Molecule: messenger RNA, 4545 nt
Organism: Penicillium salamii
Lineage: Eukaryota; Fungi; Ascomycota; Eurotiomycetes; Eurotiales; Aspergillaceae
Source: the annotation of a GenBank genome assembly